CUGCAAUCCCACUCAGAACAACAACAACUACUGUGUUAGUUUGUUAGUGUCUGCAUCUCUAUCCAUCAUUACAAUCCAAACUCCCUUUCUCUGUAAACACACGUGAUUGGGUUGUAAUCACACAGAAGUGAAUCAGUGAUCAAUCCCCUCGGAAGGGUUUUCAGAGAUUUUAUCCAAAAGGGUUUUGCUUGCAUCAUUAUCUUCUUUAGAUCGUGUUUGAAUUUCUAUCAAUGGCGGAAACAGCUAAAGAGAAGUUAUUGGAUAACCAUAUUGAGAAACAUUUUACUGCAGGUGCAAUUGUGAGAGAUGUGAUUAUUGGGGUUUCUGAUGGUCUCACCGUUCCGUUUGCUCUUGCUGCUGGUCUUUCCGGUGCUAAUGUUGGGUCUUCUAUUAUUGUCACCGCUGGUCUUGCUGAAGUUGCUGCUGGUGCCAUAUCCAUGGGUCUCGGAGGGUAUCUUGCGGCAAAAAGCGAAGAGGAUCAUUAUCAUAGGGAGCUGAAGAGAGAACAGGAGGAGAUCAUCAAUGUCCCUGAUACAGAGGCUGCUGAGAUUGAGGAGAUUCUCGCAGAGUACGACCUGCAACCACAUGAAUAUGCACCUUUGGUGAAUGCUCUCCGAAAGAAACCCCAGGCAUGGCUGGAUUUUAUGAUGAAGUUUGAACUCGGAUUAGAGAAGCCUGAUCCAACAAGAGCAUUAGAGAGUGCAUUCACAAUUGCGUUUGCUUACAUUUUAGGUGGAUUGGUACCUCUCCUUCCUUACAUGUUCAUCCCGGACGCUGUCAAAGCCAUGCUAACCUCAGUGGCCGUUACUUUGAUAGCACUGCUUUUCUUUGGCUUUGUUAAGGGUCACUUCACCGGAAACCGACCUUUCAGAAGUGCUUUUGAGACAGCUCUAAUUGGGACAAUCGCCUCUGCUGCAGCUUAUGGAAUAGCUAAGCUUGUACAAGCAAAAUGAGCUAAAGAGAGGAUCCAAACCGCCAAAUUUUAUAUAUGUAGUGAAGCGAGCUUAGUUGAUGCAUCUCUAGUAGAAGGAAUAUUACUAUGUGGAGAAAAUAGGAUGAGUUAUUAGGACUAAAAAUCUUUAAAUUUUUUCAAUGUAAUAAAUUAUUAGGAUUUCUGAUCAUUCAUAUUAGAGUCUUUGGUUAUCUCUAUAAAUCACUGGAGCUCCGGGCAUCAGAUUUGGUUGACAUAAGCUUUUCCAAGCCAGGAGAUUGAUUCUUUCAGAUGGAGUACUUUGAUUCGAGAGAUCAAUCUGUAUAAAUCCGGCCUAAACCAAGAAAUGGCCGUUCCAGACUUGCUUUGGUCACAAAGUGAAGGAGAAGGGUUGGUCUAGGGAGGGAAGCGUAGAGAGUGUUGAGACCAGAAUAGUUGAUUCGAAAUAGAUGGGAAAGCUAACCAGUGAUUUAUGAGUAUUGUAUUAUCCUGAUUUCGAAUCAGAUUCUUAGGCAAUUGAAACUUAAAAGCAGACCUGCCAGUUUGGGGUAAGAUUUUUUACCUUUCCUGUUCUGCAACCUUGCUUCAAAAAAAUUCACUGUU
Molecule: messenger RNA, 1534 nt
Organism: Papaver somniferum (opium poppy)
Lineage: Eukaryota; Viridiplantae; Streptophyta; Magnoliopsida; Ranunculales; Papaveraceae
Product: vacuolar iron transporter 1-like
Exons: 4
Coding region: 231-953 (240 amino acids)
Biological process (GO): intracellular manganese ion homeostasis
Cellular component (GO): vacuolar membrane
Molecular function (GO): manganese ion transmembrane transporter activity; iron ion transmembrane transporter activity
Source: RefSeq, a predicted model, not a curated record